Molecule: messenger RNA, 2157 nt
Organism: Periophthalmus magnuspinnatus
Lineage: Eukaryota; Metazoa; Chordata; Actinopteri; Gobiiformes; Gobiidae
Gene: adgrg2a
Product: adhesion G protein-coupled receptor G2a
Exons: 14
Coding region: 1-1737 (578 amino acids)
Biological process (GO): adenylate cyclase-activating G protein-coupled receptor signaling pathway; cell surface receptor signaling pathway
Cellular component (GO): membrane
Molecular function (GO): G protein-coupled receptor activity
Source: RefSeq, a predicted model, not a curated record
AUGGCUCUGCAGGUGUCAGAGUUAGUGGGGCAGCUGGAAAGACUCUUCGAUGGUCCCUCUGUUUCUCAGUCUAUGGGGGAAAAGGCUAUAAAUAUAAUCAGCAACCUUAUGGACGGAGAUCCACAGGCUCUCGCUGCAUCUGCGAACAGGUUGCCUGUGGACGGGACCCAGUUUGUUACAACAACGGCCAAUAUCUUCAGCACUAACAAUGUUCAGAUCAAUGCGCGCAGAGCCAGGUCGACGAAAGCUCCUCUGGGCUCAGUGUUUUUACCUGCGUCCCUCACUGAAGGUCUGAGUCCAAAGGAGAAGCAGAGGGCCAACAGAGUGCAGUUCACUUUCUACACCAAGAGCACACUGUUUAUGGAUACAACACUAAAUGACAAAACUACACUCAGUCCAGUUCUGGCCUCCAGUGUGGCCAAUUUGUCCAUAAGAAACCUCAGGGAAGACAUUGAAUUCACAAUAAGAAAUGUCAACCCCAUAAAAAUUAACCACUCCUCUGCGUGCGUGUUUUGGGACUUCACAGAAAAUGGUGGUAAGGGGGGCUGGAGCAAUGUUGGUUGCCAUGUUGUCCGCGUUACAGCUGACGACACAACAUGUAGCUGCAACCACCUCACAUCAUUCGCAGUGCUUUUGGAUUUGUCCAGACAGGGAAUAACAGACCGUCAGCAGGCUCAGCUCCUCACUUUUAUCACCUACAUCGGCUGUGGAGUCUCUGCUGUGUUUUUGUCGGUCACCAUUCUCACGUACCUCUUAUUUGAAAAAUUAUUGCGGGACAUUCCAGCCAAGAUCCUGGUUCAGCUCUGCAUGUCUCUGCUUCUUCUAAACCUGGUGUUUUUGGUUGACGGCUGGUUGGCUCUCUUUAGCGCGAACGGACUAUGUAUUAGCACAGCCUUCUUUCUGCACUACUUCCUGUUGACAUCGUUCACGUGGGCGGGGCUUGAGGCUCUGCACAUGUACUUCAGUAUAGUCCGUGUGUUCACUCCGUACUUCAGCAAAUACAUGACCAAGUUCUCCCUUAUGGGCUGGGGUAUCCCUCUGAUUGUGGUGGUCAUUAUAAUCUCAGUGGACAAAAACAACUAUGGCCUGAUCUCAUAUGGAAGAUACACAGAUGGAACGUCAGAUGAUUUCUGUUGGCUGCGUAAUGACUUGGUUUUCUACAUUGGCGUUGUGGCCUACUUCCUCCUGAUGUUCGUCUUUUGUCUGGUGAUGUUUGUGGUGGUGAUGGUCCAACUUGCCCGAAUAAAGAGACAGAACCCCCAGAACCAGUCUCCAAACCGGGGGACCCUCUCAGACCUGCGCAGCAUCUUUGGACUGGUCAUCCUCCUGGGUCUUACCUGGGGAUUUGCCCUGUUUGCCUGGGGACCACUCUACCUGCCUUUUGUCUAUCUGUUUUGUAUCUUCAACUCUCUACAAGGUUUGUUUAUCUUUGUGUUCCACUGUGCCAUGAAAGAGAACGUCCAGAGACAGUGGAGGAUGUAUCUGUGCUGUGGUAGACUCAGGCUGCCUGAAAACUCCGACUGGAGUCGAACAGCGACCCACAACAACAAGUCCACAUCCUAUGGCAUGAUGUCGACCUCGGCAGCUCACCCCAUCGUCAGCAACGCCUCCAUCAUCAGCGAUGCCAACAGCAGCGGCUCGGUGUUUACAGACAGUGGCAUUUCUGACGGCUCAAACAGUGAUGUGGUUUGGAAUGAGCGCCACAGACUAAACAUGACUCUACAAGGGUCCCUCUGACAUCGGCUACUCACCACAACUAUAAUGCACAUAGUAACACAUGGACUAUAGAGGUAAAGAGCCGCUCAUCUCAUUCAAACACACAGUAUUUAACAUUAAGGACACUUAGCAAGCCUUUUAGGAAGAGGUUUGGAAGGUCAAAGAAGUUUCAAUAAAAAGUUCACGUGAAGCUUAAAAUAAUUAUGGAAUAUCAGAAUAAAACAUGACAUUUUGAAUCUUAAAGCUGCACUAUGUAACUUUUGUUGCAGAGGGCCUGCCACUUGCUGGUCAUCAUGGAAAUGUUUGUCUGUUUUACAAUAGAGGACUGAACUUCUCUGUCAUAUUUAUAUAAUUACAGGUGAUUUCAUUGCUAAAAUAUCUUGAAAAACAAGAUCAGUCUGACAUGUGACUUGGCCUUGUGCUGCCACUUGCUUGUCUCCA